Messenger RNA from Cricetulus griseus (Chinese hamster), 807 nucleotides. The record is from RefSeq and is a predicted model, not a curated record. Lineage: Eukaryota; Metazoa; Chordata; Mammalia; Rodentia; Cricetidae.
CGAGCUAUGAUGAAGACCUUGUCCAGUGGGAACUGCACGCUCAGUGUGCCCGCCAAGAACUCCUACCGAAUGGUGGUGUUGGGCGCCUCGCGUGUGGGCAAGAGCUCUAUUGUUUCCCGUUUCCUCAAUGGCCGUUUUGAGGACCAGUACACGCCCACCAUCGAGGACUUUCAUCGAAAGGUGUACAACAUCCACGGGGACAUGUACCAGCUGGACAUCCUGGACACCUCAGGCAACCACCCAUUCCCUGCCAUGCGCAGGCUGUCCAUCCUCACAGGAGAUGUCUUCAUACUGGUGUUUAGCCUGGAUAGCCGGGAGUCCUUCGAUGAGGUCAAGCGCCUCCAGAAACAGAUCCUGGAGGUCAAGUCCUGCUUGAAGAAUAAGACCAAGGAGGUGGCGGAGCUGCCCAUGGUGAUCUGUGGGAACAAGAAUGACCACAGCGAGCUGUGCCGCCAGGUCACUGCCAUGGAGGCCGAGCUGCUGGUGUCUGGGGAUGAAAACUGCGCCUACUUCGAGGUGUCGGCUAAGAAGAACACGAAUGUGAAUGAGAUGUUCUAUGUGCUGUUCAGCAUGGCCAAGCUGCCCCACGAGAUGAGCCCUGCACUGCACCAUAAGAUCUCCGUGCAGUAUGGCGACGCCUUCCAUCCCCGGCCCUUCUGCAUGCGCCGCACCAAGGUCGCAGGUGCCUAUGGCAUGGUCUCACCCUUUGCCCGCCGCCCCAGUGUCAACAGUGACCUCAAAUACAUCAAGGCCAAGGUCCUACGGGAGGGCCAGGCACGAGAGAGGGACAAAUGUAGCAUCCAGUAA